Molecule: messenger RNA, 1596 nt
Organism: Jatropha curcas
Lineage: Eukaryota; Viridiplantae; Streptophyta; Magnoliopsida; Malpighiales; Euphorbiaceae
Product: protein ELC-like
Biological process (GO): protein modification process; protein transport; endosome to lysosome transport
Cellular component (GO): ESCRT I complex
Molecular function (GO): ubiquitin binding
Source: RefSeq, a predicted model, not a curated record
UAAAUAGCAAAAGAAAUAAACUGUACGCGCAAACCCAUUUCUUCUUCUCCUAAGCUACCCCGUAGUCGGGUCUCCUCCAGUUUACUCUUCUUCUACCUCUUUCUCUAGAAUCCAACCCAUCGCCGAUCGACCCAAUGGUGCCACCACCGGCAACUCAACCGAAUCACCAGGCGACUCAACAAUUUCUUUCUUCAGUUCUCUCUCAACGCGGCCCCUCCUCUCUCCCUUACACUGAAGACACCAAAUGGUUAAUUCGACAACACCUCCUCGCUCUCAUCGCUACCCACCCUUCUCUCGAACCUAAAACUGCUACCUUUACCCACAACGAUGGUCGUUCCGUCAACCUCCUCCAAGCCGAUGGCACUAUUCCUAUGCCGUUUCAAGGUGUCACUUACAACAUUCCCAUCAUAAUCUGGCUCAUGGAAUCCUACCCUCGCCACCCGCCUUGUGUCUAUGUGAAUCCCACGCGCGACAUGAUCAUCAAGCGACCUCACCCUCAUGUUAACCCUUCUGGCUUAGUUUCUGUUCCGUAUUUGCAAAAUUGGAUUUACCCCAGCUCUAAUCUCGUCGAUCUAGUCCGUGAAUUAGGCGGGGUUUUUGGCCGUGAUCCUCCUCUUUAUUCUCAACGCCGCCCGAACCCUAACCCUAGUCAUAGCCCCAGCCCUAGCCCCUCAAUCAAUUAUGGUGCCAAUCAAUCCAAUUUAUCGCAUUCGUCGAGUUUCGGAUCCGUUGGGCCCACUGGAGGACAUGGCGGAUAUCCACGUCCGAUGAAUAGGCCGUACCCGCCAUCGCCAUACGGGGGUACCAGUGGUCAGCCAACGCGUCCACAAACGGAAGAUGCUGCGGAGGUUUAUAAGAGAAAUGCGAUCAAUAAGAUUGUGGAGACAGUUCAUGGGGAUAUUUUGCAAUUGAGAAAAGCAAGGGAGGCGGAGAUGGAAGGUUUAUUCAGUGCUCAGGCUGUGUUGAGGAGGAGAGAGGAAGAGAUUAGUAAAGGACUUAAGGAGAUGCAAGAUGAGAAAGAGGGUUUAGAGGGGCAAUUACAGGUUGUGUUGAUGAAUACAGAUGUUCUAGAAGCUUGGUUGAGAGAAAAUGGUGGGAAAACAAAAGGGAAUACAGGGGCCUUGGAUGUGGACAAUGUGUUUGAGUGCACUGAUCCUCUAUCAAAGCAGAUGUUAGAGUGUACAGCAGCAGAUUUAGCAAUUGAGGAUGUGGUUUAUUCCUUAGAUAAGGCAGUGCAGGACGCAGCAGUGCCCUUUGAUCAGUACUUGAGGAAUGUAAGAUUGUUGUCAAGAGAGCAGUUUUUCCAUCGGGCUACUGCUGCCAAAGUAAGAGCUGCUCAGAUGCAGGCUCAGGUUGCUAAUAUGGCUGCUAGGGCGCCACAUUAUGCUAACUGAAUGAGUAAUGGUGUUUGUGCUACAUUUUGUAGCUAUUCAAAAGAUAUUGUAUGAGAUAUAGUAAAAGGUUAGAUUCUUAUUAAGAACUGUUUUAUACUUUUCUUUCUCUUUUAAUUUUUUUUCUUGUUGUUACUGCUGCUUAUUGAUUUGUAUUGAUAGGAAAAUAAUACAAAUUUUCUCUGAAUUAUAUUGCUCUCAUUCA